AUGUCCGAUUUCGUCGAGUUAAUGAAAAGAGGAGGUAACGAAGCCCUAAAAUUGAAUCCACCUUACGGUGUCGAUUUCCAUAUCACCAAAGGUGGUUCCGAUUGGUUGUUUGCUGCCUGUUCCAUCUUUGGCAGUUUGGCCCUGCUUCUGAUCAUCGUCAUGUUCAGAAGACCAGUCAACGAAAGAAUGUUCUUCUACACUGCCAUUGCUCCUUGUGCAGUCAUGUCCGUCGCUUACUUCACCAUGGGUUCCAACUUGGGUUGGGCUAUCACUCAAGCCAUAUACAACAGACACAGAGUCUCUACCCAGACGACUCAUAUGGGUUUCAGACAAGUUUUCUACGCUAGAUACGUCGGUUGGUUUUUGGCUUUGCCAUGGGUUGUCAUCCAGGCUUCCAUAUUCGGUAAGACCCCAGUCUGGCACAUCUUCUUCAACGUUUUGAUGACCGAAUUCUACGUUGUUUCCUUUUUGAUCGGUAUUUUGGUCCACUCUCAGUACAGAUGGGGUUACUACACCUUCGGCUGUAUCUGUAUGUUCAUUGCCUGUAUCUCCGUCAUGACCACCACCAGAAACAUUGCCAAGAGAAAGGGCGGUGAAUUGUACACUUGCUUCACCUACUACUUCGGCAUCUGUAUGUUCUUCUGGUUCAUCUACCCAUUGAUCUGGGGUCUAUGUGAAGGUGGUAACGUUUUGAACAACGAUGCUGAGCAAAUUUGGUACGGUAUCAUGGACGUCUUGCUAAUGGGUUGUAUGCCUGUUCUUUUUGUCCCAGUUGCCUGCUACUUGGGCCAAGACAAAUUGGGCUACCACUUCGAAGACAUUGAGGCCGAACUAGAAAAGCUCGAGUCCUCCAUGCCACCAAAAAAGUCUUCUACCAAGUCUCUAGGUAAGAAGAAGAAGUCUAAGAAAUAA
This is a messenger RNA of Huiozyma naganishii CBS 8797, 912 nucleotides long. It is a transcript of the gene MRH1, whose product is annotated as Mrh1p. Bases 1 to 912 code for a protein of 303 amino acids. Gene Ontology annotation, cellular component: endoplasmic reticulum; plasma membrane. Lineage: Eukaryota; Fungi; Ascomycota; Saccharomycetes; Saccharomycetales; Saccharomycetaceae. The record is from RefSeq and is a predicted model, not a curated record. The transcript has a single exon.